Dermochelys coriacea (leatherback sea turtle) is the source of this 3665-nucleotide messenger RNA. It is a transcript of the gene LDAH, whose product is annotated as lipid droplet associated hydrolase. The record is from RefSeq and is a predicted model, not a curated record. Bases 498 to 1421 code for a protein of 307 amino acids. The transcript has 8 exons. Gene Ontology annotation, biological process: lipid storage. Gene Ontology annotation, molecular function: lipase activity. Gene Ontology annotation, cellular component: lipid droplet. Lineage: Eukaryota; Metazoa; Chordata; Testudines; Dermochelyidae.
CGACAGCUAGCAGGCUAAGUUGUAGUGGGUUUGUGGUUUCUGGGUGAGCAGAAGCAGCAAGACACCUGAGGAGGAGAAUGCUAUCUGGAAAAAAACAAAGAAGAAAAGCAGCAACAAAGGUGGAACUUCCCUGAGAGCAGAAGCAGAACUCUGAGGUUGCCUUGGCAAUGGCCCUCAGAGCAGCUACCUGCCAGCAGCAGCGGCCAGCAGCAACCACUGCUACAAAGGCAGUAGCUUCUAAGGCAGCAGCAGUAGCUCCAGGAAAGCAGUAACAUCCAUCAUCUCCAGGCGUUGACAUCGUUGGCUUUAGCACUGACAGAGCAGAAUCCAGAGAGCACGAGACCAGGAUCAGAAGAGCAGGUCCCUCUGUAUGAAGAAUUUAUUUACUGUUGUGGAGCAGCUACUCAGGUCUUAAAGUGUGGGCCCUGGAAAGACCUCUUGGAAACUGAAAAUAAAACUCUCCCCAGGCUCUUAUUUCUGAUUAUUCCAGGUGGCCCAUGAAGCAGAAGGAAAGAGGAAACUACCUGCUGUUAGAUCUGGCUGUGGAGGGAAUUCAGUUUUGGUGGAAUCAACAUCUUGCAUACAUAAGAAGUUUAAAAUGUAACCCAGGACUGGCAGGCUAUUACAGGACCUUCAUACGGGCAUUAUACCGUGGACUAAACGGGCAAUAUCCAGUUUGGGUUGUGAGCCAUGCUGGGCACUGCAAGCCCCCUAGUGGCAUGGGAAUGACAGAAGACACGGAUAUUAAAGAACUAGAGGAUGUCUUUGGACUUCACGGACAAAUUGAGCACAAGUUGGACUUCCUCAGAAAGAACGUGCCAAAAGAUAUGAAGCUUGUGCUGAUUGGUCAUUCAAUUGGUUGCUACAUCACCCUUGAAAUGAUGAAGCGGGCAUCAGAACUCCAGGUUCUUCGCUCUGUGCUGCUGUUUCCAACAAUAGAGCGCAUGGCUCAGUCCCCGCAAGGCAAGCUCCUGACACCUGUGCUGUGCAAGCUUCGGUACAUUCUGUACAUGCCAGUCUGCCUGCUGUCAUUUCUCCCGGAAAGAGUCAAAACUUCUAUGGUGCGGUUUGUGCUGCGAGGAUUGAAAUGUCCUGAUGAAGCUUCAAUAGUUACCUCCCUAAAUCUCUUCAGUGUGGAUUGUGUUGCAAAUGUCCUAUAUAUGGCAAGCCAAGAAAUGAUGAAGGUUGUGGAGAGAGACAGUACAACCAUAAAACAAAAUUUAAAGAAGCUGAUUUUUUAUUAUGGAGUUGCAGACAACUGGUGCCCACAACAGUAUUUUGAAGAGAUCAAGAUGGAUUUUCCGGAUGGGGACAUUCGGCUCUGUGAGAAGGGAAUCCGCCAUGCUUUUGUCCUAGAUGCCAGCAGAGAGAUGGCGGCCAUGAUUACAGACUGGGUACAAGACAUUCUGACCAGAUUAUAAACACUCAUUCAGUGAAUAAUGACAAGGAAAAAAACGUUACCUGUUGGUGAAUGUGUAAUUCUCUUUCAGAUUCUGACACUAAUUUUUCUGUGCAAUAUAGAUUAUGGCUUGUUUUCUACUGAGACAUCUUACAGAAGGAUAAAGUCCCACUGACUGGUCUAAAGUAUAGCUCCAUCAACACAAUAAUUUUGGAUCCCCAUGCUGUUCCAGCAGUGCUCUACAAGGCAUUUCAGGGAUUCUAUCAAAUAUAGAGCAGGACUUUGCAGAGUAUGAAAUAUUUAUCAGCUGAUAGCACUAUCCACAAAUUGGUAUGAGAACCACCAAAACCUCUCUCUGGACACAUGGCUGGUAAGUGCUAGAAGAGCUACAAAUUCAAAAUGAGAGCAGGAAAAGGACAGGCCCAAGGUCAGAAGUGUCAAAGUGGAAUGUCUCAAGUUAAAUACCUAAAUCUAUAUUCAUUCACUUACAUAAGUGGCGUGGUUCUCAGAGGUACUGCACACCCACUGCAGUCAAUGGGAACGGCAUGUGUUAAGCGUCUUUAAAAAAUCAAGCCACUUUUAUCAUGUCCCUAAAUAUAGAUUUAAGUCCCUAACUCUAGAGGGAUGCAAGAUUAAAACUUUUGACCCAAAUGCACAAGUUGAAUGAAUUCACAAUAAGAAAAUGGCCAACAUUUCUGUCACAACUGGAUGUGCAUAUGAAAUUUCAUGAACCAUUUUAAAACAUAUUGGGCCAAAUCCUCAGCUGGUGUAAAUAAGCAUAGCUUCAUCAGUUUGCACCAGCUGAGGAUCUGCUCCUUACUCUAAUACAUUACUAAUAAAUACACUUCAUCAUCAUCAUGCACACUCCUUCGUCCUUUUAUUUCACUUCAAUUUAGAUUGCAAACAGCGCAAAAAAAAAUCUAUCAUUUGAGAAAAUGACUCAAAGCUAAGAAUGAAAACUCUAUAGGCAUGGGAGCAGAAAUUGCCAAGAGAGACAAGUGGAAUCAGGAAUAACGUCCUGACAGUGAGAUUGUGAAAUAGUCUUCAAAGGAAAAGAUAUAAGCCCAAUCCCCAGAGACACUUAAAAAUAGAAAAAGCAUUUGAUAAUAUAGUGUAAGGAGCAAUCCUUUCCUGGCAGGGAGAUAGAUGACCUAAUAUGUCUUUUUCAUCUCUGACUUGUAUGAUCCAUUAAGAAUUUAAAUAAGGCACUAUGGGAGAUGAUAGAGAAAUCCUGUAUGAUGCAGGAGGUCAGACUGGAUAACCCAAGAAUUCUCUUCUUGCUAUUCCUUUAUAUGAUUACACACACGGUCAUUUCUGUUUAAGUUCCUUUGUUACUUUCUGGUAUUUAAAGGCAAACUGUAGCGGAAUCCAAUUUCCAGGUUUUUGUGGACUUGUCUUCAGAACUCCAGGAUUGUAUAACAGCUGGUACACCAAUGAAUUUAUGGAUGAUGUUUGUGGAUGAUGUUAAUGAAACAGAAGAUGAUGCUUAAGGUUGAAAUGUUAGGCAAUCUGUGGUGGCAUAAGAUGAAUGUGUGUGAGGCAAUUGUCCCAGACUGUUCUGUGAAACUAACCUGGUCGGGGUUAUUACAACUCAUAGAAGCUGCCUUCCCUCAGCAGGACCAUAGUGGCAAUAGAAUAUAUGUUGUUGCCUUAUAUGGUCAUAACAACUGCAACAACAAAAAUCACUGUGCCCAGUUUUGAAAUCUACAGUUAUGUGUGGUCAAACAGCCCCCAGAUGCUGAUAUGCAGUCAUUUUAGAUGUUCUUUCUCCUGCGGCUUCUGAACCAAUGUGCAGGGUGAAGCAUAUAUAUGUAUGUUAGCAACAAAUGUCAGCACUGAGUUCAGUAGAUUCUUCUGUAAUUACGUGUUGAUAUGAUUGAAUAAAAUGUUCAUUCCUUGCAAUAUAUUGAAUUGAAUAGCUGGGUAUGGAAUCAGUUUGUAAACAUUCAGCUGUGUUAAGUGGCCCUUCCAGAGGUAGAAAAUCUUGCCAUAAUAAGAGACUACAAGCAACCAUUGAAGCCUGGAAACUGAAACUCUUGUUCACAGUGUAUUAUUCAUAUACAGAAGAUGGGGAACUGACUUCACAAUACAUGAACUUCGUGUGUUCUUUUUAUAUUGUUCCUCUCUUGUGCCCUGUUAAAUGAUGAUAGUAAAUCCCACUGAAUGCACUGAGACCUAUCAUGUGGGUAGAGAUGGUCAGUAACUGCCAGAUCUGCUGCUAAAUAAUCCCUUAUGACUUUAUUAAAUCUGUUUGCUCUAAGGCUAA